Hemiscyllium ocellatum (epaulette shark) is the source of this 5484-nucleotide messenger RNA. It is a transcript of the gene shroom2a, whose product is annotated as shroom family member 2a. The transcript is spliced from 10 exons. The record is from RefSeq and is a predicted model, not a curated record. Gene Ontology annotation, biological process: actin filament organization. Gene Ontology annotation, molecular function: actin filament binding. Bases 185 to 4993 code for a protein of 1602 amino acids. Gene Ontology annotation, cellular component: apical plasma membrane; adherens junction; cortical actin cytoskeleton. NCBI's taxonomy places the organism in Eukaryota, Metazoa, Chordata, Chondrichthyes, Orectolobiformes, Hemiscylliidae.
GUUUGCAGGUGGAAGGUGCGCCGCUGCCUGCCUGAGAGUCUCAGCGCCGGACAACCCAGGGGAAGCCGCAGCCAAACGCCAGGUCGCUGCUAAACCUCACUUGAAGAGCUUACCCCCCCCCCAGCUCCGUACCCCUCGGCCGGACUCCCUGGCUGCGGAAGGUGGCGGCCGGAGCUGCAGCCCCAUGGCCGGGGGAGGUGUCCGCACAAAGGGAGCGGCUGCAGCCUCCGCUGCCCCCGAGCAGCGGGCAAUGGGAGAGCAGCAGCGGAGGGCGGCCGAGGGCUCCCGCUGUGUGGAAGUCGCCCUGAGCGGGGGAGCGCCCUGGGGAUUCACCCUGCGAGGGGGUCGGGAGCACAAGGAGCCUCUCCUCAUCACCAAGAUCGAGGAAGGGAGUAAGGCAGCUGCCGUAGGCAAACUCCAAGUUGGGGACGAGAUGGUCGGCAUCAACGAUGUGAUCCUCACCGGCUACAGACAGGAGGCGAUCUGCCUUGUGAAAGGCUCUCACCGGACUCUGAAGCUAGUGGUGAGAAGGAGUAAUGAGCCUGCGGGUAGGCCUCACUCGUGGCAUUCGACGAAGUUCACAGACGACCAGCCAGAACCUGCCAGGAUGCAGCUGUCGUCCAGCGGACUGUGUCCGUCGUGGCACUCGCGCUAUCACACCGCCUCUUCAUCGAAUGACCUCUCAGACAAGUGGGAUGAGACCACUCUGCAGCGUGUUUCUGACCAGUUCAGCUCCCUCGGCAGCAUGGACAGUCUGGACCAGCACCAUGCCAUCUACCAGGGCAGCAGCCUGUCCCCCACUCACUCCAGCAAUAGCAUGGACCACAUCUCUGGGCACAGCAAGCGGGAUUCGGCCUACAGCUCCUUUUCCACCAGUUCCAGCACCCCAGACUACACCCUGUCGUCAUCCAAGAGUGACACAUCAUCCUCCACUGAGAAUGUGUUGAACAGGGGGACCCCCUGGGAGGCGCCAAGGCCCAGCAAUGGCAACGGACGCCCAGGCCCGAGCGCAACCGAGCGGUCCGGUCUAGAGGACAGGCCUGUGAUCCCAGGGCCCGAGGACGCUGCACGGCCGGAGGAGCACCUCGGCUCCCGGCCUCAAGCGCCAGGCAGGACCAGCUUCGGGCCUGUGUGGCAUGUGCCGGAGAGGAGGAGUCAGGGCGAGACCAGGGCACCCCGGCGGAUCUCCCCACCCCCGCUCCCUCCUGUCCGCAGCGACAGCUACGCCGCCACAAAGGUGCACGAGAAGGCGCAGGCCGGAGGGCCUCCUGAUGGGAACGGGACCUCUCGGCAACAGCCCUCAGCCAAGCCUCAGCUUUGUGGCGACUGGGCCCUGGAGGGCACUGAGCAUGAGGGAAGGAGGGCGAAGCAAGCCAGCCCUCUGUACUGGGCCGAGGCUGCUCCCCAAGCCCCAUGGGACGAUAACAAGCAGCUUAGUGCCAGCAAGCUUAGCCUGUCCAGCACAGACAUCCGCUACGCCCAACCCACCUUGUCCUCCUCUCACCAACGGCAGCACAGUGAUGAAAGCAACUUUCACCAUAGCAACAGCACCAGGAUGGCACUGUGGGACAAUGGCCUUUAUCAUGGCCCACAACAGACAGCGCCUGAGAAUGCUCCCCAUUCUGAUCGGAGCCAAACCAGGCCAACAAAGGCAGUAGUUCCAGCUCCCACCAACUCCUGGCAGCCUGACCUAGCAGGUGCUCACCCUGCCUGGGCCAGGCCCGAAUGCUGGGAUAACCAGAAGGGAGCUGCCUACUCCUUCAGUCCAGAUCACAGCAGCAGUGAUGCAGGCCCCUGGCCUGCCGGCUACCAGGUCUUGUCCCUCGAUGGUCACGUCCCCUGCAGGCCCGAAGCAGGGGCAUCACGUCUGCCUUAUGGCCCGCCUGGUCACCUGGAGACAGGCCGGUCCCAGCCGCCAAGCAGUCGGUGCUGGCCGCAAGCAGAUGGCACUGCCGUGUGCCCUGACAGAACGCCCCUACUUCACUCCCUGGCACAGGAGAGUAGGAGGCUGCCCCCUGAGGCCUCGGUCUACCCGCAGGUCAAGCAGCAGCAGCAGCGGAGGAGUGACCGCUUUGCCACAGCCCUUCGCAAUGAGAUCCAGACUAAGCGGGCACAGCUGCAGAAGAGCAAGAGUGCCGCGGCCUUGGCACCCGUUUCCCCUGAGACUGUGGGCAGGGCCGGGGACACUGUGGCGGAGUGGCUGCCCGAUGCUUCUCCCUCCCCCGAUGUCUCCUGCGCCUCCUACAAGGACGACCUGAAGGAGGCCCAGGCCCGAGUCCUGAGGGCCACCUCCUUCCAGCGGAGGGACCUGGGGCCAGUGGCAGCUCCCCGCCAGCCCCAUUCCCCCGCUGCUAAAGAGGAGGGGCCCUCCCCGCCCUCAGCUCUCCACCCAAGGGUUCCAGUCCCCCUGACCCGCUUGGGUGGCAGGAAGCGACUGACCCCAGAGCAGAAGCUGCGUUCCUAUUCCGAGCCGGAGAAGAUGAACAAGGUGGGCACCCCCGAUGAGGCUGGAAUCUCCCAUCCUCCUCCUCCACCGGGCACAGAGCCCCACAGCUCCUUCGCUGACAGGCGGCAUUUCUUUGAGGCCAGUGGGAGGCCGCUACCCCUGCCUGCUCAGGGUCCCCGCCCUGGAGGCACUGAGGCUCAGCUCAGGCUCCACGGGAAGGGUAGCGGCAGCAAGGCCGAGGACAGGCUUCUGGAGACUGUGGACCGGGACCAGGCCCGAGUCCGGGCCAGCUCACUGGGAGGGGGCUGUGAGAGUGCCCGGAGGGCCCCCGAUCCCGGGGGGAGCUGGCCGCUGCGAUACAUGGCUCCUCAAACUAGCGGCCUCCCUGAGCAGCCCAACCCCGCUGGGUAUCCCCGCCACCUGGACCCCAGCGGGCACAAAGCUGGGCCGCAGCGCCUGGGCACCUUCGCAGAGUACCAAGCGACGUGGAGGGAGCAGAGGAAGGUGCCGGAGGCCCGGGGUUCCGGAAGGUUCCAUUCUGCGGACGACAUCCUUGAGCAGAGUUUCCAGGAGCCUGCAAGCCCACAGUAUGUCCAUGAGCGAUCCAGAUCGUCUCCUUCCACUGAUUUCUACGUCCAGGACGCUCCCGCUGAAGCAAGAAGGCGGCCAGACGGCUUCCAGAGGGAGAUGGAGCAGCCGGCUCCCGGGGCUGAAGGAGGAAGGUCAAGUCCGCCCGCGAGGUUCCUGGAGCCAUUGAGCGUUGAGACUGUCUCCGAGGGAUUGAGACUUCCAUUGGAGAGAGGGCCUGAGCGCGGCUGGUCUGAGCGAAAUGCGCCCGUCGAUGAGAAUCAGGCCCGGGAUUGGCACGAAGGCCCAGCCGAUGCCAUGCUGAGUGGACACCCGGGUGUGGAUGAGGACCAAUUUGAACGGAGACCUGGGUCGGACGGUCCCACGAGCCAGGGGCUGAGCCAACCCUGGGCCAUGGCCGGGAACCUGGCCUGGUCUGGGGAGACGCAGGCAUCGCCCAACCUGCCCCGCGUUGGCGCGAGUGAAGCACCAAUCACUGGCACCGAUCGACCGCCCAGCUCUGCUGCUGGCAACGAGACCUGGCAGCCCACGCCUGGCGGAUCCUCCAGGCCUGCCCAUGCCGAGGCUGGGAAGGUGGAGCUGAGAGAGGAUGCUGGGAAAAGCUCGGCAUUCCAUCCCCUGCCAACCUUGCCGCCGGACUCUGCCCGACCUCCUUCUCCGCAGUUUGCCCCUCAGAGACUCACCGACAAACCUCCCCCCACUGUGGAAGGUGACAGGCCACUCAGGAUCGAGAAGGUGACGGACUACAGUACGACGGUGAAGAAGGUGCCGAUUAAGAUCGUGCGGUCGGAAAGCCAGACGGAGAAGGACAGCCGGCACAACCUCCUGAACAGGGUGGAGGAGGCAGGCUGUGGCGGCAGAGACCAGCAGAGGGAAGCCAUCGGCAGCUGCCAGCACUCUUCGCCGUUCACCACGUACAGUCGGCAGGAGGUGGACCGGGAAAGCACCGGCCAGUCCACAGGAGCAGCAAGCACCUCGUGGGAAAACAGGGAGCUCUCCCCCGGGCCCGGCUGCGGGAAGGCGAAAGAGAGGAACAUGGAUGAUAUCAAGUCCGAGGAGUUGGCGAGGGAGAUUGUUCACAAGGACCGAACGCUGGCUGAUAUCUUGUACCCGAACUCGAAGCUAAAGACCACCAUGGAUCUGAUGGAAGGCAUCUUCCCCAAAGAUGAGACUGUCUUACAGGAAGCUCAGCAACGCAGGAAGCUGCUUCCUAGCCGGCCUUACUCACCCAAGCCGACAGAGAACAGGGAAGAGGAGAUAAUGCCCAUGGGGGUCUCCCUAACCACCAGCUCAACCUACUACAGUACAUCCGCACCAAAGGCUGAGCUGCUCAAUAAGAUGAAGGACAUGCAGCAGCAGAUAGAACAGGAGGAAGACUCGGAGGAUGAGCUGAACCACGACCUCACUGAAAAGAAGCAAGAGCUGAUCGACAGCAUCAGCAAGAAGCUGCAAGUGCUGCGUGAGGCCCGAGAGAGCCUGCAGGACGAUAUCCAGGCCAACAAUCUCCUAGGCAACGAGGUGGAGGCCAUUGUCAAGCAAGUCUGCAAGCCCAAUGAGUUUGAGAAGUUCCGGAUGUUCAUCGGCGACCUGGACAAAGUGGUCAACCUGCUGCUGUCGCUGUCUGGUCGGCUGGCCAGAGUAGAGAAUGCCCUCAAUACUCUAGACGAGGAGGCCUCUCCGGACGAGCGGAAGACGCUCACUCAAAAACAAAAGCUGCUCACAAGACAGCAUGAAGAUGCCAAGGAGCUGAAGGAGAACUUGGACAGAAGGGAGGGGGUGGUGUUUGACAUUCUCUCCAGUUACCUGACAGACGAGCUCCUCCAGGACUACGAGCACUUUGUGAAGAUGAAAUCGGCCCUUAUUAUUGAGCAAAGGGAGCUGGAGGACAAGAUCAAACUGGGAGAGGAGCAGCUCAAGUGUCUGCUGGAGAGCCUGCCUGUUGAUGGCAAACCAAAGUAGAAACCAAAGGGUUAAAAUGUUGUACUGGACACUGGGCUGCCUGCUCCCCUCUUUCUAUCUGUGUGCGUGUGGUAUAGCUGGAUCUGUCCACUGGGGGGAGCCCAGCGUGGGAGGAAUGACUUGAGGCCACGAUUCUGAGCAUCAAUGUUCAAUGCAGAACUGAGUUCUGCCAUAUUGAACGUUUAAUAUUUUUAAACUUUUGGAUAUUUAGUCACACGUUUGACAUUCUAUUUGCUGCCACAUCAACCACUCCCCCGCCUACCCCCCCUCAGUCCUGCCGAUUUGUCCCGUUUUUAUCUGAGAAGGGUGAAAACGAAAAAGAAUUGUUUCUUCGUUGAUUUUUGGCCAAGGUUCUGAUGCUUUGGUUCCCAAACAGGUUUUUUCCCCCCUUCUGGAUAAAUGUGACAUGUUCAUCAAAUGAUGUGAUAACUGGAUAUUUUUUCUUUAAAAAAAAAAGAAUGUGCAUUAAAUUAAUUUAUUGUAGCAUUUAU